Messenger RNA from Helianthus annuus (common sunflower), 1197 nucleotides. RefSeq lists its product as uncharacterized. The record is from RefSeq and is a predicted model, not a curated record. Lineage: Eukaryota; Viridiplantae; Streptophyta; Magnoliopsida; Asterales; Asteraceae. The coding region runs from base 1 to 1197 and encodes 398 amino acids. The transcript has 5 exons.
AUGGGUCAUUUCCGCAGCAACUACCCAAGGUUGGUAAACGCAAAUGCGAAUGUCAAUCCAAAUGUCAACGCGAACGCGAAUGUGAAUCCCGCUCGUGGACAAGCAUUCAAUCUGAAUGCGAACGAGGCGAGGGCGGACAACAAAGUUGUUAACGGUGAUCCGAUGUCUCCUUAUCUGUUUACUCUGGUUAUGGAGGUUCUGACUGCCAUUCUUCAGCAAGCAACGUCUAUUGAUUCAUCUUUCAGGUUUCAUAGAAAUUGUGAGAAACAACGGAUUGUCAAUCUUUGUUUUGCCGAUGACUUGUUUUUGUUUGCUAGAGGAGAUGUGCAAUCAGUGAAAAUCAUUAUGGACUCGAUCAACAUGUUUAAAGACUUGUCCGGUUUGGUUCCUAGUAUGCCGAAAAGUACAGCUUUUUUCUGUAACGUCUCAAUGGGAAUCAAGCGGAGUAUUCUUAAUAUUAUGUCGUUUGAGGAGGGGUCGCUUCCGGUGAAGUACCUUGGUGUCUCUCUUAUUGCUACUAGACUCUUGUUACAGCUUAUUAUUUCUGUCCUUUCGUCGUUCUAUAUAUACUGGGCAUCGGUUUUCGUCCUACCUAUAAGUAUUAUUCGUGAACUAGAACAAAAGAUGCGGGAUUUCUUAUGGAGCCAAGGAGCAUUGUCCAAAGGCAAAGCUAAAGUGGCAUGGAAAACGGAACUCACUUUGGGUGCAGUGGAUCCAUGCUUAUCGGUUAAAAGAAAGAAGCUUAUGGGAGAUUCCCAUGCAAAGCAACAUAUGUUGGAGCUAGAGAAAAUUGCUAUUGAUCAGGACCACAAUAAGAGAGUUUCUAUGGACCGAUAUAAGAAAUGGUGCAAACACAUCGUUAUGAUUUGGAGUUCUGUUAGGAAAAAAGUAAGAUUGACCCACUUACAAUGUAAAUGGGAAGAUAUUGUUAAUUGGCUGAUUCCGAGAGCUUCUUCAAAAUCGGCGCAUAUAGUGACUGCAAAGUUAAUAUUGGUUGCAACUGCUUAUUACAUAUGGCAAGAGAGGAAUGCUAGAUUUUUCAAAAAUCAACUAAGACCGCCAGAAAAAGUGGAGGAAAUUAUUGUGGAAACUAUAAGGUUGAAGCUUUAUUCGUUCAAGUUCAAGAAAACGGAUCGGGUUAGAAGACUGUUGGAGGAAUGGAAGAUUGCAUCUGCGGAUGUGAUAGUGGAUGACUAG